This is a messenger RNA of Rhinopithecus roxellana (golden snub-nosed monkey), 3900 nucleotides long. RefSeq names its product NSF attachment protein beta (gene NAPB). The coding region runs from base 97 to 1071 and encodes 324 amino acids. The transcript has 11 exons. NCBI's taxonomy places the organism in Eukaryota, Metazoa, Chordata, Mammalia, Primates, Cercopithecidae. Gene Ontology annotation, biological process: SNARE complex disassembly; synaptic transmission, glutamatergic; intracellular protein transport. The record is from RefSeq and is a predicted model, not a curated record. Gene Ontology annotation, molecular function: soluble NSF attachment protein activity; syntaxin binding. Gene Ontology annotation, cellular component: vacuolar membrane; terminal bouton; synaptobrevin 2-SNAP-25-syntaxin-1a complex.
CUGCGCCUGCGCCCCUGCGGCCGCCAGAGGGAAAGCUAAGGCGCCUGGGCGCGCAGCGAGCCGGCUGAGGGGGCUGUGGCGGCCGCGGCUGGCGACAUGGACAACGCGGGGAAGGAGCGUGAGGCGGUACAGCUGAUGGCGGAGGCCGAGAAGCGAGUCAAGGCCUCCCACUCCUUCCUCCGAGGGCUGUUUGGAGGAAACACAAGAAUAGAAGAGGCUUGUGAAAUGUAUACCAGAGCUGCAAAUAUGUUCAAGAUGGCUAAAAAUUGGAGUGCUGCAGGAAACGCAUUUUGUCAGGCAGCCAAGCUCCACAUGCAGCUUCAGAGCAAACAUGACUCCGCUACCAGCUUUGUGGAUGCUGGAAAUGCUUACAAAAAGGCAGAUCCCCAAGACAAGAAGACAGCCUCACCUGAACCCUCUUUGACUGAAUGGAUUUUUUCGUUGUUUUUCUUAAAUGCCUACGCUUCAGAGGCUAUCAACUGCUUAAAUGCAGCCAUCGACAUUUACACAGACAUGGGAAGGUUUACAAUUGCAGCCAAGCACCACAUUACUAUUGCAGAGAUCUAUGAGACUGAACUUGUAGACAUUGAGAAGGCUAUUGCACAUUAUGAACAAUCUGCUGAUUAUUACAAAGGAGAAGAAUCCAAUAGCUCAGCAAACAAGUGUCUGCUGAAGGUGGCAGCAUAUGCUGCCCAGCUUGAGCAAUACCAGAAAGCCAUUGAGAUCUAUGAGCAGGUUGGGGCAAACACCAUGGAUAAUCCUUUGUUGAAGUACAGUGCAAAGGAUUACUUCUUCAAAGCUGCCCUCUGCCACUUCAUAGUAGACGAGUUGAAUGCCAAGCUUGCUCUUGAGAAAUAUGAGGAAAUGUUUCCAGCGUUUACUGAUUCAAGAGAAUGUAAAUUAUUGAAAAAACUCCUAGAAGCUCAUGAAGAACAGAACAGUGAAGCUUACACUGAAGCAGUGAAGGAAUUUGACUCAAUAUCUCGUUUGGAUCAGUGGCUGACCACCAUGUUACUUCGCAUCAAAAAGUCCAUCCAAGGGGAUGGAGAAGGCGAUGGAGACCUAAAAUGAAAUGUUUUUGUCUUUGUGGCAUGCAGCUAACUCCUCUGUAGUUUUGUCUUAGGGUCAAGUGAUCUUUAUGGGAUGCCCAUUUAAUGGCUUAAUUUUGUUGCAUACGAGCCAGACAGCCUGGGUAUUGUUUAAGCUCCCCGAGUCUGUGUUGCUGUGAAAUGGAUGAAGGGGAGGCUCCUGUUCAUCUUGUGGUAAUGAUGGGUUGUUUCAUGCUUAUCAGAACCCCCAGCGUUUUCUGAGAAGUACUUCAGAAUCUCAUUCCUCAUAUUUCAUUGGUAUUUGUGGAGCCUAUUUUUAAUGUUGCCACGUGUUUUUAUGUCCUUUUUGUUAGACUUGAGUACUCAGCCCAGUUGUUCUCAUAGAUGCUUUGCAUUUUCUCUGUGCUUUGGCAUCUGGAUAUGUUCUUUAAAUGUGUGUUUAGUUUAGGACAGUUACUAGGAAUGAGUUUAUAACUUUAUUAGAAAUCACUUCUAUUUUUGUUAUCCUGUGAUUAUUUUGAUGGUGCUAGUGACUAAUUUAUUUGCUUUUUGUGUUGUUCUGUAUGCUAACAUGUGCAUGGCAAAAAUUUAGAAUAGCCAGGGUCUGUAGGCAUCACAUUGUGAGCAAAGGAGCUUUCUGGAAGUACUUGCUUCAUGUAUGGAUGAGUGUCAAAGUGAAUUUGAUUUGUACUUACACACACACACACACACACACACACACACCACAAGAUCUAUUAGAAAUGAAAUUUUUCUCUUUUUCUGGAGAUAGUUUUCACUUCUAGUUGGAGUGGAAAUCCCUUUAUAUUUGCAUUAAAGUAUUUUAAUUGGCACAGCCUGCUCAUUAUUUUCAUGUUUAUACACUUUCCCACAUUGAGGUGGUGUGUUCUGUGCUAUGGCUAUAGAAAUCUUGGUCAGGGCUGGAUAGAUGAUCUAAGUCACACUUGAGAAUGAAUGUAUGCAAUUUUCCUGUUUAUUGCACAUGAUGGGUUAGGUGGGGUAAAUGUGGUACAGGAAUGUACUGUAUGCCCAAGUGGGCAAGAACCCCAACUUGUUUCUCAGGGGACUUGAUUGUUCUCUUAGCUGGUGGAAUAUUUUGGCUUAUGUGUUUGAACUCUGUCAUGUUUAAUUGGUUUAUAUAUGUAUGCUAUCUUGAUUCAUGAACUUGAUUCUAUUAUUUUAUAUGCUGAUAUUUAGACAUACUCUUGUCUCCUGAAUGUCCUCUGCAUAUUUUAUAGUGAAAUGAUUUAUAUUUGAAAUGUGUUUGUUGCCAUACUUAACCCAGCAGACACUCUGAUAUCAUGGAGCUUCACUGAUGACAGAUAACGAAACUUCCUAUGUUAUGUCAGGUAGUAGUAAGUAGUGUUGGAAUGAUGUUUUCAUUUUUGAUGGCUCUCAACUGGAAUUGGUAGGAUUUUAUUGGGCUGAAGUACAGUGAGUGUUUCCAGGCCAAGGGUCAAGUGCAGGUUGUUUGAGAAAUGAUGAGUAGGUCCGUCUAGGAAGAAAGAGAAAGCAUCAGGAAAGGAAGUGGGAAGGGCCAGCCGAGGACAGAUUGUAGAGGAUCCACAUCAGAUGGCCACGAGGACUUGCAGGCUAUAGUUAUGGUGGUGACAUGCAUGAGGUGGGCUGGUAGAGCAGGAAGCUCUGUGAUGUCAGAGCAUCCAUUGGGGGUGGCGAUGAAGAUGCUCUGUCUGUGGGCCCUAGAAUUUAAUGUGGAUUUCCUCCUUCCUUCCAAGUUCUGAGAUUCUUAAAUGAGAGCUGGCUGUCUCUAGAGGUAAGACCUGGAAUGGAGUCCCAGUUGGUACUUUUUCACUCCCUCUUAGAAUCUCUUAUGAAAAAAUGAUCAGAAGGGAAAGUGGGGUUUCCCUAGCUAAUAAUAUAUCCUACAACCAGCCAAAUGCACUUUUGUGAAAAUAGGGUGUGAGGAGUGGUUCUGCAGCUUGAGUCCUCUGGUUUUAAGUAGUUUGUUUCUACUUGUUUAAAGAAUCUUCUGGUCUAACCACUUAAAGUAAAAACCAAAUGAUUUAUUUUAGGGCAACUAUGUUUAGCUUUCAUCAUGAUACUCCAACAGACCCCUGUUGGAAGGGGUAUGUUUUUUUAACAAUAGUGUUUGUAACAUUUUGUUGUGUCAAUUAGAGGGUCACUUGUUUGUAUUGCAAACUGGGACCAGUUCUGGGGUUAAGAAUCAAUUUUUGUUUUUAAUAUUUCACAUAAAAAGAAUCAGAGUAACUAAUGGCUAGAAGAGACCUGCCAGAAGAUAAAAAAAAGAAUGAGAAAAAGCCCAGUCAGUGGUGUGCAAACUUACUUCCUUUAAAUGUCCCAUGGAUGUAGGACAGUGACUUGUUUCAAGAUGCCUGUGAGCUAGGUCUUCAAGAUGUAUAGAAUGUUACUUAUGAACAAAAUAUAAUUAUUUAUGGUAAAUUCUUGUACUUUAGCAAAUCUGGAGUUAGUUCAUAGUCAAAGUCAAUUAAUAUUUCUUACAGGAAAGUUUUGCUUUUUGUGGCAACAUUUUUAUAGCUUGUGUGAGUUCCUUUUUUUAUUUAAUGAUUUGAAAGCAGUAUUUUUGCAGUCGUGACCAUGUGUGGUGGCGUCACUGUAACCAAAGUAUAUGCACCAGCCCUUGUGCAUUUAUUGUUUCUCCUGAUUUUGUGCAUUUAAAUGUCCAAAUGCAAACCUUUGUGACUUCCUUUGGAGGACUUGGCAGCACAGCAUGCUCCCGUGACCUGCCUGCUGUGGUAUGAGCUGUGACCAAGAGCAGGCUUCCUGCUCCAUGGAGUCCUGAGUUGCUCUGGGAUAGGGGAUGACAUUAUGAAAACUAACCAUGUGUAACAAUAAAUCUACCUUAGCAGAAAAA